Molecule: messenger RNA, 693 nt
Organism: Naegleria lovaniensis
Lineage: Eukaryota; Heterolobosea; Eutetramitea; Acrasida; Naegleriidae
Exons: 1
Coding region: 1-693 (230 amino acids)
Biological process (GO): protein ubiquitination; modification-dependent protein catabolic process
Cellular component (GO): cytoplasm; nucleus
Molecular function (GO): protein tag activity; ubiquitin protein ligase binding
Source: RefSeq, a predicted model, not a curated record
AUGCAAAUCUUCGUCAAGACAUUAACUGGUAAGACUAUCACUCUUGAAGUCGAAUCCAACGACACCAUCGAGAACGUGAAGAGCAAGAUUCAAGACAAGGAAGGAAUCCCACCUGACCAACAAAGAUUGAUUUUUGCAGGAAAGCAAUUGGAAGACGGAAGAACAUUAUCCGACUACAACAUUCAAAAGGAAUCCACUCUCCACUUGGUCUUGAGAUUGAGAGGAGGUAUGCAAAUCUUCGUUAAAACCUUGACCGGAAAGACUAUUACUCUUGAGGUUGAGUCCAAUGAUACCAUUGAAAACGUUAAAUCCAAGAUUCAAGACAAGGAAGGUAUUCCACCUGAUCAACAACGUUUAAUUUUCGCUGGUAAACAAUUAGAAGACGGAAGAACCCUCUCUGAUUACAACAUUCAAAAGGAAUCCACUCUCCACCUUGUCCUCAGACUCAGAGGUGGUAUGCAAAUUUUCGUCAAAACUCUCACUGGUAAAACGAUCACAUUGGAAGUUGAAUCCAACGACACCAUCGAGAAUGUGAAGAGCAAGAUUCAAGACAAGGAAGGUAUUCCUCCAGAUCAACAAAGAUUGAUUUUUGCUGGUAAGCAAUUGGAGGAUGGAAGAACUCUUUCUGAUUAUAACAUCCAAAAGGAGUCCACUCUUCACCUUGUGUUGAGAUUAAGAGGUGGUUCUAAUUAA